Sphaeroforma arctica JP610 is the source of this 258-nucleotide messenger RNA. RefSeq lists its product as hypothetical. The annotation marks the transcript as partial. The record is from RefSeq and is a predicted model, not a curated record. The transcript is spliced from 2 exons. NCBI's taxonomy places the organism in Eukaryota, Ichthyosporea, Ichthyophonida.
GAGACUCUUCAACCGUUACAUCGCGCGAGCACAGACCCUUACACACUCCAUGGCAACAACGGCAGCAGCGACGAUUCGGUUGAGUGGGAAGAUGCAAACGGUGGUAUGGGGGGUGGGCCAAACACGUCGACACUGGAGCGCAUCCAAGAAUUUCGGUCGGUGUAUGACACGCAGAGGGGUGCGACAUCUGCGAAAGAGGCCAAGGACUGCUUCUCCUUCACGUCCUUCGAGAUACACGGGGUGUGUGAUAGUGUGUGA